GACCAAAGGGAAGGUCUUUGCCUACGGCGUGUCUUUGCAGAACUUCAUACAGAGCUAUGGCGAACUGAAAAUGGUCGCCAAAGGUUCGGUGAUACAGUGCAUGGAUGCAGCCGCGGCCAUCAACGGCCACUACGCUCGGCUGGAGGCUCUUCUGCAGAGGUACUCGCUGACGGCUGUGGACGCAGACGAGCGUGCAAGUGUGAACCUGAACUACGUUUACAUCUUCGAUGAUGAUGAUGCCAGUCCACGCAGCGCCGCAAGCCCCAGGGCCCGAGAGAGCCCCAGUGAGCUGAGGGAAGAUCGGCCUAUGACGGUGCACGAGGCCAGCCGAGCGAAAAAGGCAAUCGACCGAAACCGGAAAGCCAUCGAAAACCGCAUCCGAUACUUCCAAAAGGAAGAGGAGAAGAUUUGGAGGGACUUGGAGGAAGUGAGGCGGCAGGCGGCGGCCAUCGAGGAGGGACGAUCACGGACCAUCGAAAAGAAGUUGGCAGAUCGAGCGAUUCAGCAGGAGAGAGACCUCCUGCUUCAGCAGAACAGAGUCAGAGCUGCUCAAAACAGGAAACAGGGGAAGCGAAGCACCAACCCAUUCAACGCCACCGUUGACCGGAGCGUUGUCGCAUGUCGCCUCAGGGUGACCGUCUCCGACUACCGGAAGCAGCAGCAGCUGAGGUUCGAAACCAUGCGUGAGAAGCAGAUCUCCGCGCAGGCUCAGCGCGAAUCCUCCCAGGCCAUCCUGAAGCAGAAGAGGAUUCUGGAGAUGGAGAUUCGGCGCAUGAACUCGGAGAAAGCCGCCCUGAUACAGGUCUCGCAGAAGGAGGCGCGCACGCGGGCCAGCCAGGAGCGCGCGGCGCGCAUCGAACGUAUGCGAGAGUUCCAGGAGCUUGAGCGCCAACAAGCGGAACAAGAGGUGAUGGAGGCAGAGUCCACGCUCCCGGAGCUCGAGGAGCAGGAGCUCAUCUGCCUGCAGCGCCUGCAGAACUCGCGCAUCGUCACCCAGUCGGUCCUGGAGGGACCAGAGGCAACGAGCACCGGUUUCAAGAUCCUUCGAAAGUUUGCCGCAGCCAAUGCCAUUGUCUUUUCUCCGAACCUGCGUGAGUCUAGCGCAGGCUUCCGUCCCGGUACCAUCAAUGGCUGGAUCCUCUGGGCGCAGAAAACCGAAAUCUAUGAUCCUCCAUGGUGUGCCGAGAGGACCGCAUGCAUGAUCUCGGACAUCGUCGAUGCGGCGGCACAGGUGGUUGCCAUGACAGGCGAUUGCAUGGGCGAGCUGGAGGAGCCAGCAAACUGCGCCAACGAUAUCUUCGCUUUCCUCUACGAUAUCGCGGAUGCCUGUGGAUGCGCUGCUGGACUUGCGAUGGGCUGCGCUGGCAAAGCGACAACGUGCGAGCAAGGAGCGUUCUUCGCGUCUGAGGAUGCCUUGUCCGUCGCGCAAGAUCUGAUCGGAGCUGCAGGCAACUGCGACCUUGACGUUUUCCUCUGCCUUAUCAACGUCGUCGAUGCUCUCAAUGAUAUGCUCACCAUGGCCCUGGACACGAAGUCGGCAGUUGACAGUUGCCCGCUGGAGCGCGAAGGUUUCCUCAAGAAGUGGCUGAAGCAAGAACACCCCGACUGGUUUCAGUAUCGCAUGCUCGAGCCGCCGCAAGAAGGCCAAGACAACGCAUCGUCGGAGGAAGAUCAGGUCCAUCUGAGCAGCAGGUACAGGGCCGAACUCAACUCCGAUCACCUGGCGACUUUCAAAGAUGCCACCACAAGGCUUGGCGUGAUAGACAUCACGCACAAUGGCCCCAUUGUUGCUAUGGACAACGCGGGUGUGCUGCGAGUGGGCAGUGCCUACGUGAUGCCACAUUCAAACAGCCAGAUUAAUCCAAACACAAUGCGUGGCGCCCGUCCUUCCGAGGGACGGCGCCUGUGGGCGCAGGAGCAGCAGCCAAGCCAGCUCAUGACGCUGCACGACACCGAGGUGGAAGUGUUCUAUGUGGGUGACCUGGGUCAGCCCGAGGAUCCGAGGGCAUUCAGGCAUUCGAGUAGCACCGAGGUUGACCUGAGACUUCGCCAAAUUCGCCGAAAACUCUUCCCUUUACCAAUUGACCUUCCGAAGCGCUUGGUCCAAUUUGUCACCGGUGAGCACGAGCGUGGACCCAAUGAGGUCACCGUAGCAUACCGCGAUGUGAGUUUGGCCGCUUGUGGCAGAGAUCAAGACUCUGCAGGACUCUCCAUAGUCUUGUUUUCGGUUCGUGCCUGCUACUCGAAGACUGGCACGGAGCCCUUCAGCCCUUCCCUUCGCAAUGCGGAGCCUGCAGAUCUGGCUGAUCAGGCAGAUAAAAGCCGUAACAUCGCAUGGGGAGCUUUCGAGUAUUCGCCCUUUUGGAUUUGCUUCGGAGUAGAAAUGAGAAUGGGCGAGUGGGCUUGGGGCCAGUUCCUGGUUUCCAUGCCAGGCAUAGUUGCGCAUGCGGACUUGGAGACGCCUUCGGGGAGAAAGAAGGCUGUCUUGUCAGCUCCAGAGCCCAGUCCCGUCGGGACGGGACGUCGCAAGGACCUGAACCUGGCCAACCCAGCAGAAGGAAGGUUUUUUCUUCCGAACUCGUUCACACCCCCUACAAGGUAG
Molecule: messenger RNA, 2602 nt
Organism: Symbiodinium necroappetens
Lineage: Eukaryota; Dinophyceae; Suessiales; Symbiodiniaceae
Source: the annotation of a GenBank genome assembly